CCAAACAUUGCUUUCGCUACUUGCGCACCACUAUUUUGGAAAUCAUUUAUCGUCUCGACUCAACCAUAUUCAAUAUUCCUUUUGGACGCUCUAACAGUCUUAACAGAAAUGUUUAUUCCAUAUCAUACGGGAGGAGCUUCAUUUUAGCCAGGGAAUCUUUAUCUUCGAUAGCAUUACAAAUUUCAACACGAUAACAUUGUUUCUACCCAGCAUUUCAAAAAUUCAGAGUGCAAUUUUAUAUUUUAUUCGUUAAGUUGCAUCAAAUUUUACCUGUGGUGGAGAAUUUGCCACAAAAUAUAAUGAAAAUUGGCGGUACUUGCUCCCUGGGGCUUACCUGCAUUAAUUGACGGAAAAACUUUACACAGAUGCGGAAAGAAUUGGAGAAAACCUUCAAUUAUUUGCUGGAUUGAAGGAUGUCUGUAUUAUGUAGAAUACAGCUGCCCUUUGUAGGUCCAGGUCAGUUCAUGACGCCGCUAAAUCCUAUGGUAAUUCGGGGUUCGAAACCUGGAAAGUGCAAUUUUUGUUUUCAGGGGUUGCAUAAGAAUGGAAUGAUGAGAAGCAGGGUUGAAGUGAGAGGACCUCUGGAGAAAAUUGCAGUUCAGAGGUUGCCUCUUGUGUCGAUUAAGUGUGUUAUGACUGCGGGGACUGCUCUUGCAGCGGCUGCAACAAGCGGAUAUUUACAUGCUGCGGUCACUUCUACAAUAACAAACGUGGCGAUUACAGCGGUUGCGAUUGCUUCUGGUGCAUGCCUUUCCACAAAGAUCGAUUGCCUGUGGCCACGAGGGGAGCAGGGACCAGAUUCUGUUGAGUUGGAUGGAGUGGACAUUACAGGCUAUACAAUAUUCAAUGAGCCAAAGGUGCAGAAAGCAGUAACAUUUGCUAGAAAAGCACAUAGUGGUCAGACAAGAAAAACAGGGGAGCCGUAUUUGACUCAUUGUAUCCACACAGGGAAAAUUCUCGCUGCAUUAGUCCCAUCUAGUGGGCAAAGGGCUGUCAAUACCGUAGUUGCAGGCAUACUUCAUGAUGUCAUAGAUGAUACUGGGGAAAAUUUGAAAAAUGUAGAACAGAAUUUUGGUGAUGAUGUUGCAAGGCUAGUUGCUGGUGUCUCAAAGUUAAGCUACAUCAAUCAGUUGCUACGCAGACAUCGGAGGACAAAUGCCAAAGAAAAUGCUUCAGAAAAUGGUUAUCUAGCCCUUGCUGAGGUGGACAAUCUACGAGUUAUGCUUCUUGGUAUGGUCAAUGAUCCUCGUGUGGUCCUUAUAAAGCUAGCUGACCGUUUGCACAAUAUGCGAACAAUUUAUGCACUACCACCAUCAAAAGCUCGAGCUGUUGCUCAAGAGACUUUAGCUAUAUGGUGCUCACUUGCUUCUAGGUUGGGACUUUGGGCUAUGAAAUCUGAGUUAGAAGAUCUUUGUUUCGCAGUCCUCCAACCUCAGGUAUUUCGUAAUUUACGUGCUGAACUAGCAGCAAUUUGGAUGCCUAGUAGAGAACAGAGAUAUCUCAGGAGGAUCAUGCAAAGCACCAGGCAUAGGAGAUCUUUGCAUGACAGUAAAGAUGAGUCUAAUUUGGUAAAGCGAGAUGACUUCCAUACUGAUGAUGGACAUAUAAUUAAGGAACUUAUACAAGCAGUUCCACCUUUUGAAUUAUUACUUGAUCGAGGAAAGCGGAGUCACAUCCUAAGUAACUUUGCAAAGAAUUCUAAUGCUGAAAGCCAGAAGCCUAAAAUUGUCCGUGAUGCUGAAAUUGCCAUUGCAUCUCUUACUGCUUGUGAGGAGGCCAUUGAGAAAGAACUGGUUUUAUCAACAUCGUACAUUCCAGGAAUGGAGGUAACACUCUCCGGACGUUUGAAGAGCCUCUAUAGCACAUAUUGCAAGAUGAAACGAAAAGGAGUGUCAAUUGAGCACAUCUAUGAUGCCCGAGCAUUGCGUGUCAUAGUUGGGGAUGGAGGGGGGAAGAUGCAUGCUGCUGCUAUUGAGUGCUGCUAUAGCCUUCUCAAUGUUGUUCAUAGCCUUUGGACUCCAUUAGAUGGUGAAUUUGAUGACUAUAUUGUGAAUCCCAAACCUAGUGGUUACCAGUCUCUUCACACUGCAGUAAAGGGACCUGAUGGAUCACCUUUGGAAGUACAGGUCCGCACACAGUGUAUGCAUGAAUCUGCGGAAUAUGGACAUGCGGCACACUGGCUUUAUAAAGAAGCUCGAAAUGCAGGAAGAUCCAUCUCCUUCCCAGGUAAUGCUAAUAAUUUUGCCCUUCCAGAGGGAGAUGAUAUCAUAGGAAAAAGUACCAAUCAAGAAACAGAGAAAGAUGCUGAUAAGGAAGGGUAUCUAAGUAUCAACUCUAUAAGAGUAGGCCAUCCUGUUCUCAGAGUUGAAGACAGUCGUUUACUUGCUGCAGUAGUUGUGAGAGUAGAUGAUGGUGGAAAAGAACUACUUGUAGCCGUGAGUUUUGCUCUUGCUGCUUCUGAAGCUGUGGCGGCAGGCAGGUUGAGCAAUCAGACAAAGCGAUGGGAAGCUUAUGCAAAGCUUUACAAAAAGGUGUCAGAAAAGUGGUGGUUUGCACCUGGGCAUGGAGAUUGGAGCACUUUCAUAGAGAAGUAUGUUCUUUGUCGAGAUGGGAUUUACCAUAAGCAAGACCAAUUUCAACGUUCACUUCCAACAUUCAUCCAGCUUUUAGAUCUUAACAUAGAAGAAAAUGAAGAAUAUUGGAAAGUGAUGUCUACAGUUCUAGAAGGAAAGGAGGUUGAUAUUGAAUCGUCAUCUUCUAAUUGCUCUGGAAAGUCAAAUAUCGGUACACCUGUUUCUGCUCUCUCAACAACAACGCAUCUUAACAAUAAGGUACGUCUUCUGAGAUCAAUGCUUGAAUGGGAGCAGCAAUUGCGCAAUGAAGUUGUCUUUGGCACAGCUAGUGCAUCGAUUCCUGCUGUUCCAAAGUCUGCAGUGCUAACAGAGGUUGCCAUUAUACGAUGGCCACAUGGGGAAAUCAUGCGACUGAAAUAUGGCAGUACUGCUGCUGAUGCUGCUAGAAGAUUAGGACUGGAUGGAAGAUUUGUAUUUGUUAAUGGCCAGAUUGCACUUCCCCACACACAGUUGAAAGAUGGUGAUGUGGUUGAAGUAAGAACCUGAUUGCAUUGGGCACACUCAAACAGGGGCUUGGAUUCAAAAUUGAUAGUUCAAACAUGAAGUACCUACAGAAGAAUAUUCCAGGCUCGUCAAGUCCCAAGUUUUCAAACUGUUUGGGCUCUCUUCAAAAAAAUGAGAAAUUGAUUGAAAAGCCCACAAGCAAUAUUUCGUUGCACGUGUACACUACAAAUUUGUCGACAACUAUCACCAUCAUAGAUGGAUGGGAAAGGAGAUUGUAAGUAUGGUAGUCAUCUUGUAGAUGAUCCAAUUCAAUUCAGUCAUUUGUAAAGCAUUUCCACUUUUUAGGCCCAUUUCCUUCAUUCAAUGUGAUAAAAAUAUUAGCUUGAUUACCAUGCUUGCUUGUAAAAUUUAAGAGUGCUCACUCCUGGAAGAUGAACUUUUUGUUAGCAUUAUUAUAAUCGAUAUUAUUGAAUCAUUUUAUUUGGUGCUCACAUGGUCAAAACAAUGCAUGAAUGCUUUUGACCUUAUUAUUGAAUAUUCUCCAGAUGAUCACUUUGAAAAAAUUCACGAUUAGCAAGACCCUGAGUUGAA
Cryptomeria japonica (Japanese cedar) is the source of this 3668-nucleotide messenger RNA. RefSeq lists its product as uncharacterized. The transcript is spliced from 18 exons. NCBI's taxonomy places the organism in Eukaryota, Viridiplantae, Streptophyta, Pinopsida, Cupressales, Cupressaceae. The record is from RefSeq and is a predicted model, not a curated record. Gene Ontology annotation, cellular component: chloroplast. Bases 414 to 3119 code for a protein of 901 amino acids. Gene Ontology annotation, biological process: guanosine tetraphosphate metabolic process.